Manihot esculenta (cassava) is the source of this 3634-nucleotide messenger RNA. RefSeq names its product leucine-rich repeat receptor-like protein kinase TDR. The record is from RefSeq and is a predicted model, not a curated record. The coding region runs from base 322 to 3453 and encodes 1043 amino acids. Gene Ontology annotation, molecular function: protein binding; protein kinase activity; ATP binding. The transcript is spliced from 2 exons. Gene Ontology annotation, biological process: protein phosphorylation. NCBI's taxonomy places the organism in Eukaryota, Viridiplantae, Streptophyta, Magnoliopsida, Malpighiales, Euphorbiaceae.
AAAACAAAAGGUAUAAGGGAGAGCCAGACAAAGGAAAAAUACUGGUAGGAUAGAGAAAUAAAUAAAUAAAGAAAAUGCAAAUAAAUGAGAUGGAAGUUGUAGGUGUUUGUGUUUCUCUGUAGAGGAAGUAGAAGCAGAGAGAAAGAGAGAAACAGAGGAGAAGUAGUUUCUCUCUCAUUCUUUCGUUCUUCAUACCCACCAAGAAAACCCACUGAAGCCAUUAAUCAUCAUGAAACACCCUCUGCACCCAGCACUCUCAAAAAGUAUAAUCUCUCUCCAUCAAAACCUUCCUUCCCUUAAAUUUACCUCUCUUAACUUCACAUGUCUCUCCAUCAGAAUCCCCACAUCCCCAUAACCAUGAAACCUCCUUUUCUUUUCUCUUUAGCAUUCUCCUUCUUCUACUCACUUCAAAUAUUUCUACCAGUCCUCUCUGCCACCCCUCCGCCUCUUCAACUCCGCGCUCUACUUUCUCUCAAGUCAUCCCUCCGAGAUCCUCUUGACACCUUCCAUGACUGGGAUCCCACCAAACCAUCUUCCACGCCUAGUUCCCGAGGUCCAGUUUGGUGUUCCUGGUCUGGCGUUAAAUGCGACCCUAGAACUGCUCAAAUCAUAAAGCUUGAUCUUUCUUGCCGAAGUCUUUCUGGAGUAAUUCCGAAUGAAAUCCGGCAUUUAAACAGCUUAAUCUACUUGAAUUUGAGCUUAAAUGCUUUUACGGGGCCUCUCCAAUCAGUCAUUUUUGAACUGUCUGAGCUCAGGACUAUUGAUAUCAGCCACAACAAUUUCAAUUCUACAUUUCCACCUGGGAUUUCCAAGCUCAAGUUCUUAAGAGUCUUCCAAGCAUACAGCAACAAUUUUACCGGUCCACUGCCAAAAGAGUUCAGCUUGCUUCGCUUUUUGGAGCGGCUGAACCUCACCGGAAGCUUUUUUCAAGGAGAGAUUCCCACGGAAUACGGUAGUUUGCCAAGAUUGAAGUUUCUGGGCUUAGCUGGAAAUUCGUUAGAAGGGCCGGUGCCACCCCAAUUAGGAUCCUUGGGCCUGCUUGAGCGAAUGGAGAUUGGAUACAACAGUAUGUUGACAGGGAGAGUACCAAAGGAGCUUGCAUUGUUAUCUAAUCUCCAGUACCUAGAUAUCUCAGGAUGUUCUCUCUCGGGUAAUAUCACGCAGGAACUCGGAAAUCUAACGAAACUCGAAGUUCUGUUACUUUUCCAAAACCAGUUUACUGGUGAAAUCCCGGUGAGUUUUACAAAUUUAAAAUCUCUAAAGGUUCUUGAUUUGUCUGAUAACCACCUUACGGGCAAGAUUCCAGUAGAAUUGUCUUCUUUGAAAGAGCUAACCAGAGUGAGCUUGAUGAAAAACCGAUUCAGUGGCGAAAUACCGGAAGGAAUUGGUGAGCUGCCAAAUCUUAACGCUCUGUUUCUCUGGAACAACUCUCUAACAGGUUCUCUCCCACAAAAACUCGGCUCAAAUGGCAAGUUACAGUGGCUGGACGUAUGCUCCAACUCUCUAAGUGGUCCAAUCCCACCAAAUAUUUGUCAAGGAAACAAGCUUUUAAAGCUGAUACUCUUCUCCAACAAAUUUAAUGGAAGUCUCCCAGAAUCACUAGCAAACUGUACCUCUUUGUCCAGGGUCCGAAUUCAAGACAAUCAACUUAACGGUUCAAUCCCAUAUGGCUUCGGGCUCUUGCAGAAUCUAACUUACUUGGACCUGAGCAAGAAUAGCUUCACGGGAGAAAUCCCUCACGAUCUUGGAAAUGCACCGCAGCUACAGUACUUAAACAUCUCCGAGAACUCUUUCCACAGUAAAUUGCCAAGCAACAUAUGGAGUGCACCCAAUUUACAAAUAUUCUCGGCCAGUUCAGGCAAACUCACCGGGAAAAUCCCCGAUUUUAUCGGGUGUAGCAAUGUGUACAAGAUCGAAUUGCAAGAUAAUUCGUUCGAUGGCGGCAUUCCUUGGGACAUUGGACACUGCGAGAAGCUUAUAUACUUGAAUUUGAGCCGCAAUUCCCUCACCGGCAUAAUCCCAUGGGAAAUUUCUACGCUUCCCGCGAUCACUGAUGCUGAUCUUUCUCAUAACUUACUGACGGGCUCAAUCCCUUCAAAUUUUGAAAACUGCACCACUUUAGAGAACUUCAAUGUGUCCUAUAAUCGCUUGACGGGACCUAUUCCGGGCUCUGGUAUAUUCCCAAACUUGCAUCCGUCGUCCUUUUUCGGCAACGACGGGCUCUGCGGCCACGUUUUAGCCAAGCCUUGCGCAGCAGACACGCUGUCCGUCGGCGAGGUCGAGAUUCACCGGCGUCAGCAGCCGAAGAAAACCGCAGGUGCGAUCGUGUGGAUCAUGGCAGCGGCGUUUGGUAUCGGGCUAUUCGUGCUCGUUGCUGGAACCAGGUGCUUUCACUCAAAUUAUAACCGCAAGUUCAACGACGAACGAGAGAUAGGGCCGUGGAAAUUAACAGCCUUUCAACGCUUGAAUUUCACGGCGGAUGAUGUGCUCGAGUGCCUGUCCAUGACCGAUAAGAUAAUAGGAAUGGGUUCAACUGGUACAGUUUACAAGGCCGAGAUGCCAGGUGGCGAGACCAUAGCAGUGAAGAAGCUGUGGGGCAAGCACAAGGAAAAUAUCAGACGGAGGAGAGGGGUGCUAGCUGAGGUGGAUGUGUUGGGAAAUGUGAGGCAUAGAAAUAUAGUGAGAUUGUUAGGGUGCUGCAGCAACAGAGACUGCACGAUGCUUCUGUACGAGUACAUGCCAAAUGGAAAUUUAGAAGAUCUAUUGCAUGGAAAAAACAAGGGAGAAAAUCUAGUAGCUGACUGGUUUACACGGUAUAAGAUUGCUCUAGGCGUGGCUCAGGGGAUAUGUUAUCUUCACCAUGAUUGUGAUCCGGUGAUAGUGCAUCGCGAUCUCAAGCCAAGUAAUAUCCUAUUGGACGGUGAGAUGGAGGCUAGAGUGGCGGAUUUUGGGGUGGCCAAGUUGAUACAAAGCGACGAGUCCAUGUCGGUAAUCGCCGGAUCUUAUGGUUACAUUGCUCCAGAAUAUGCUUAUACACUACAGGUAGACGAGAAGAGUGAUAUUUAUAGCUACGGUGUGGUGUUAAUGGAGAUUAUUAGCGGGAAAAGAUCAGUUGAUUCUGAGUUUGGAGAUGGUAAUAGCAUAGUGGAUUGGGUAAGAUCUAAGAUCAAGACAAAGGAUGGUAUCAUUGACAUUUUGGACAAGAACGCUGGGGCAUCUAUAGCAUCUGUAAGGGAGGAAAUGAUGCAAAUGCUUAGAAUUGCACUCCUAUGCACGAGCCGGAAUCCGGCCGACCGACCCUCGAUGAGGGAUGUUGUGUUGAUGCUCCAAGAAGCCAAGCCUAAGAGGAAAUUGCCUGCAAGUGUAAUUAGCAGCGGGGUUGGGGUUGGGGUUGGUGAUAACUUAGUUACUUCUGCUGGUGCUAUUGCACAAAAGCCUUCAGUGGAAUGUUAAUAUGAUUAUUUUCACAUUACUGGCUUCAUCUUUUUCUCUUUUCUUUCUUUUCUUUUUUUUUUCUUCUAAUUUUUAAAUCGUUCUUUUAUGUUAUAUUUCAAAUGCAGGGGGGAUUGGUAUAGGAGAAGUGCUUUUGCUUACUUUAUUUUCCAAUGAAAAUUUCAAGUGUUAUUGUUCUAAA